Messenger RNA from Microplitis demolitor, 4817 nucleotides. RefSeq lists its product as uncharacterized. NCBI's taxonomy places the organism in Eukaryota, Metazoa, Arthropoda, Insecta, Hymenoptera, Braconidae. The record is from RefSeq and is a predicted model, not a curated record. The transcript has 2 exons. The coding region runs from base 740 to 4573 and encodes 1277 amino acids.
ACAUCAGCUAACUUCCAACCAAAACAUUAAAUAUUAGUAGAAGCAGAAAAUGUAAUGGAAGUAGUAGAGAUAGAGGUAGAGGAUAAUAUAUAAACAUAAAGAAAUGAAGAAACUGGCACGAUGUCCGGGGCGUCGAAUGGGCAGGUCUGUAUGUAUGUAGGUCAUCGUCUAACUGUUUCACGUACCGUUUCAAUCCUCAACUACUCCCUCGUCAUUUAUAUCCCGCUUGUAACGUCUCUUUUAUGCCUGCUCCAACAAGUUAGUUGUCUUGUUGUUUUUGGUGGCAUCUUGCUCUUGGUGGUGCUUCGGGUUUUGUGCGUGGCCACAUGCCUUGCCUUGUUUUGUCCAGUCACACAUCCAUUUCUUCAUCUACUCACACUCCGGCUCUCAUUUUUACUCGGGCACUUCCUCUAUCUCUGGUCGUACCUCCACCUUCUCCAGCUCCUUCUACUUAAUCGCAUUUGCUCUCCCUCUCACCCGGUGGCAAUCAGGUUCGAAAGCAACGGAUGCAGUUCGUACUCGCACUGCCUCCAGCUUAGUCUUCUUCGACAGCUUGCCAAGGACGCGUGACCUUACCCGAGUGUAAUAGUCUUCUAUUUCGACUGAUAUAACGAGUUGAGAAUAAAAGUAUCCUGAGGAUGCUUUCGGUCGUACACAAGUCAAUGUACUUUUAAUUACCAGUGAUUCAAGACUUUUAUUCAACACUUUCAAGUAUUCUAUUAUUUAUUCACACCAGACAAUGAAGUACCUGACAGCCAUGACGAUGUCGGCAGUGUUUUUACUGGCAACAACACUAGUCGCUGGAGAAUCACUGAUGGGCGGUCAUUUGAAUAAUAAAAAGUCAACAGGAGAUACCGGAAAUUCGCUACGUUAUAGAAUUUUGAACGGUCCCUAUGCUUUUAAUGGCGGGCAGCCGUUCUCCUUGGAGAAGGAUCCCGUUACCGGGCAAAUUGACUUCAAUAAAGCGCCGCCGUUGACGGCAUACAAUUAUACCGGUUCGUAUGAUAUUAAUAACACCGAAGAUGAUGAUAAUAAUAAUAAUGACAAUAACAAUAAUGAAAAUGCUGAUGGUAAUGGUGAUAAUGAUGACAGUAAAAUGGAGAAUGAAGAAAGCGAGAAUGGACAAGAGGAGGAGGAUAAUGACACACAUUCACCAGUGAGAUCCUCACUCGAUGACGAGGACCAACACCAUCCGAACGAAAUAAAUCCGUACUCGCCAAGUUUCCAUGACUUUUUAAACUUACCCGUACGUUAUUCUGAUCACGAAAAAUAUCACAGCGAUAAAUACCCACUUAUAUCUAGCUCGUAUGCUAAUACUAAAGUACAAGGUGGCAGUGGAAACUCUGCUUACAAUGCAUACAUUAUAAAUAAUCAUAAAAAUUAUCAUGCUGGUGGUGAGGCGUCGACGUCGCAGUCUUAUUCAAUGACCCGCAAGCCAUUUGUACCGAGAACCACUACCCGGAAACCAAAUACGACUGUCAGGACAACACUGCCAACUACCACUACUUUAAAGACCACGACAUCUACUACUACUACAACGACAGCUAAACCAACGACGACUACGACAACUACGACGACAACUACUCCAAGUACAACCACUAAAAAACUUACAACUGAACAAGUUACUACCUGGAAGCCUCCCAAGAUUCCAUCCAACUUUGAUCGGUACGAUGUUGACUAUGAAGAUGCGCUGCUGCCAAUUGAGAAAAUCCAGAGUACGGGUAAUAGAAGAGAUGAAAUUUUAGUUCAUGACUCCAGUGAGUACGACGAUCACUAUGAUGAGUAUCUUAUGAUUGAGCCGACUCAGAGUACUUCGAGUACGACUACGACUACAUCAACUACUAUGACGACACCGACCAGUACGACAGCCGCACCGACGACUCAGACAUCACCGAAACCUACUCCGCAACCGGACCCUGUGAGAAGUAGCCCCGAAAAUGUGGAAAGUAAGCGACCGAUGCCGGUAAAUAAUCUUGGAGACAUGGGAUACGGAGAAAAUAAUGAAGAAAUUAAUAGGCCGGGGCAGAUGAUUAAUAUGAAUGGUAUCGGGGAUACCGGAUACCAGAACCAGAUGAUGAAUCUUCCGAGUUAUUCAGGACUUGUCGUAGAAAGUGCUAGCAAUAUUAUCGUCCCUCCUGAUCAGGACACGAUAUCAUUUGUCCUUGGCAACAAGCAGAAUGUCCAAGGAACGUACUACGCGCACGGGAGUGCUAUUCCUGAAUCACCGUAUGGAGAUGGAAGCUCGAUGAAGCCACUGGAAGCGGGUCAUACUGUCGAUUUAUCUAUAGGACGCCCGGCAAUAGCAGCACCGAUAGCGGCAGAUGCUCAUGUUAAUCAGUAUCCCAGUCAGGUGAUUAAAGAUCGGUACACGCCGCCUAAUGACAAUGGACAGAAGUGGUGGUACAACAAUGAACACGCGGAGAAAUCGCAAAGUGUAGCUGAGAAAGUUAAAGAUGACAAUGUCAACGUCGCUGCUGGAUAUCGUGUAGUAUUUCCUACUUCAGCCUCGGAAAUUUCUACGGAGUCAGUUCCAGUGUCGGAGACUUCAACGUUAUCAACGACACUGAUGACCCCUAGAGAAACUGCGCAGUUGUCAGAAAUCUUGACACCUCCAGCGGUUGAUGCCUCGAGACCUUUGAUUUUAGGACAACGACCAGACUAUCACCAUCCGCACUAUCAUCAUUAUCAUCGAAGACCAUCACCAGAAAUCCCUGCGACCCACUUACGGUUGCCGCUGGCUCCUAAUGAAAAUGCUUAUAAAAUUCGUCCGAUGUCUAGUAGUCUGCCAAAUAUUUUACCGCAGUUCCGACCGGGUUCUCAGCGACGUGGUAGUGAAGUUAUUGGUACAAUGCUCGUGUCCAGUCAUGGAAAAUAUCCGCAAAGAGUUCCAAUAAGAGGAAACCCACCACCACAGCAGCAGCUCCAUCGUGGGCCACAAAGACCUCGGCCACCUGUACCACCAUCAUCACAUUUGCAACCAGCGUCACAUUUACCACCGCAAUCACAUUUAUCAGCACAGUCACAUCUACCCCACUCUCACAUACCAUCUUCAGGACAUUUAUCACCACCAUCAGCACACCUUCAAAGAUUAAGUCCUCCACCUCCACCUCCACCAGUCCAUGCACUGAGACUACCUACUCCGGCAGCUCUUAUUGGUAAUCCAGACAUACGUGGUCCAGUAACAGAAAGUGUUCCUCUGUCAAAAGAACCUCUGCCACUUCGUCGCAAUGGAAUUAAUGGUGAAGGAAAGAUUGACGAGCGUAAUCGAUUAUCUUUUUCAAACGGCCAGACAUUGAAAUCCCGGUUGAAUGAUGAAGACAUGGAAAAAUUAUCUGCUGAAUCACCAGCGAUGCCACCACGAGCACCACUUUUUCCCAAGCGCAAAAAUGGCAAUUCCAGCGUAGCGACACUCCAGAUGAUUCAGCAUCUGGGCACUCAAUCAGCAGAAAGUGGUGAUGAAAAAGGUCAGGGUAAUGAUAAUGACAAUGAUACAGCAAACCGCCGCGGUGACGAAGCUCCGGUUUACGUCGUUUAUCCGGUGAAAGGUUCCAUUGAUAUAAAUGAUGACACGGAUAAUACUGCGGACAGCCAACCGAUAGAUGAGAGCGUUGUAAUUGGAACUCACGGACCCCAAAGACCUUUGCCACCAGAGAAUUUAACUCACGACGAAGAUAAUGAUGAGAUAGUACCAAGCUCUCCGCCUUUGCCCGUUCGUUUGGGCUCAGAUUUCCCGUAUCCACUCGAGAAACCUGACCCUUCUUUAUUUAUAAGUCAAGUACACGAGACUCCUUUGCUCGUACCUACAGAGCAGCACGAACAGCAGACAGAGGACGGUCCAUUCGACGAAAAAGUAGGAAAUAAUCAAGACAGAGAUACCAGUAUUAACAUAAUACCGUAUCUUCAAGAUCAUCAGCCAUUUGGUAUCAAACCCAAUACCAUUUCAACAACUCUCCAACUUCUCUCCGGGUCACCUGCUUCCUCAUCAUCAUCUGCGUCAUCAUCCACCGCAAAUCCCAUCGCUUAUGUGUACACACCAACAACCCGCGCUCCUCUGCGAAGACAAAGCGAGUCUUACGAAAGAAAUCCAGUUCUCCUGCCAUCGCAGCAGCCGUCAAGUUCAUCCAGUUCCGCGCCGUCACCGCAAAACUUCAUGGCACCUUUCGUAGCGAGUAUAAGUGCUGACACAUCUUCUCAAAACGGGUGGAGUGUUGUAACAGGUGGCCAUUCUAUUUACAAGACAGAAUCAAAUGACAGAAUUGACAAAAAUGACGACGAAAAAAACAAUGACGACAAAAGUAAAGAUGAUGAUGCUGAUAAAAAAGAUACUGAUGAGCGUAACAAAAAUGCAAUAAGCAGUACGACGGCAGCUGAUGAAAAUGAUAAAAAUAUAAAUGAAGAGACUGAAACAGAUGCCAUUAAAAACUCAUUCGAUUCCGACAAUUUCAAACCGCAAUUGUUCAGUGGGUUCCAACCGAUCUAUGAGUUUCCUUCCGACUCCGAAGAAAUGCCCGGUGACAUCCGGACGGACACGGCGAUGAUGGAAAAGCCGCGAGGUAAAGAAUCUGAUCAUUGAUUGGUAUCUUAGUAGACUUAAUUGGAUUAGCAACUUGUUUUUUUUUUAAUUAAUAAUUAUUUAUAUUUAUUUAUAAAAUAUUUUUCAUUUAUGGACUGAUAUUUUAUAAUAGACAAUAACGUGCAAUCUGAAAAUUAAACAUCCAUUUGGGUAAAUAAUUUUAUGAUCUCUGCACAAUCAUUAAAAAAUUUCUAUAUAUACAUAAAUAAUAACUAUAUUUAUAUAUAUUUAUAAUUAUAUUUAU